This is a messenger RNA of Dipodomys spectabilis (banner-tailed kangaroo rat), 9985 nucleotides long. It is a transcript of the gene Znf462, whose product is annotated as zinc finger protein 462. NCBI's taxonomy places the organism in Eukaryota, Metazoa, Chordata, Mammalia, Rodentia, Heteromyidae. Gene Ontology annotation, biological process: regulation of gene expression. Bases 301 to 7881 code for a protein of 2526 amino acids. The transcript has 14 exons. The record is from RefSeq and is a predicted model, not a curated record. Gene Ontology annotation, cellular component: nucleus.
CAGAGGGGGAGAGAGAGAGAGAGCGCGAGAGAGAGAGGGGAAGAGAGAGAGAGAUAUCUCAGGUCAUCUGCAGCUGCAGCGAGUCUGAGGAGCCGAGGAAGGCAGGGAAGAUGGCGAUCCUCCAUUGCUGAGACCCGGCAGAAGCACAUGAGACUCCCAAACAACUUCCACAACAAUAACCCGAGCAGGAAGAGGAGAAAGAGAAAGAGGAUCAGGAGGCGGUGGGGCUGGAGAGCCCGAAGCACCUCCCGGCGCCGGGACGCUUCUUCUGUUCCUAAUGUGAGAGGGUAGCCCCAGAUCAUGGAGGUUCUUCAGUGUGAUGGCUGUGACUUCAGAGCCCCAUCUUACGAAGAUCUCAAGGCACACAUCCAGGAUGUCCACACCGCAUUCCUGCAGCCCACUGAUGUCGCGGAGGACAAUGAAAAUGAGCCCCGAUCCGGGUCCAUGAAUGCUGGGAAUCAGACAGAAGUGGAAUUUUCUUCAGUAAAGGAUGAAUUUGCCAUUGCGGAGGAUUUAUCAGGUCAAAAUGCAACUGCAUUGGGGACCGGAAGUUACUAUGGCCACAGUCCAGGAUAUUAUGGUCAGCAUAUUUCCCCUAAUCCCAAACCAACAAACAAGUUUUUUCAAUGCAAGUUCUGCGUACGCUACUUCAGGUCAAAAAAUCUCCUCAUAGAACACACUAGGAAGGUCCAUGGAGCUCAAGCUGAAGGGAGUUCGGCUGGACCACCUGUCCCCGGAUCCUUAAAUUAUAAUAUUAUGAUGCACGAGGGAUUUGGAAAGGUCUUCUCUUGCCAGUUUUGCACAUACAAGUCGCCAAGGAGGGCAAGAAUCUUGAAGCAUCAGAAGAUGUAUCACAAAAACAGUCUAAAGGAGACCACGGCUCCUCCACCUGAUCCUGACCCCCUGCCAGAUCCUGUGGUCCCGCCUUUGUCCCUGCAGGACCCCUGCAAGGAACUCCCAGCAGAGGUUGUAGAGCGUAGCAUCUUAGAAUCCAUGGUCAAACCUUUGACGAAGUCUCGAGGCAACUUCUGCUGUGAGUGGUGCAGCUACCAGACGCCCCGGCGAGAACGCUGGUGUGACCACAUGAUGAAGAAACACCGUAGUAUGGUCAAAAUCCUUUCCAGUCUGAGGCAGCAGCAGGAAGGGACUAAUCUACCUGAUGUGCAGAAGAAUCCUCCAAGCCCCACAUCCAACUCCAGCUACCUAUCCAUGAAUGCUGCAAGCCGGGAGAUACCCAGCACUAACGUAUCUAACUACAGGGGCUCCAUCGGCAACUCCAUCAUGAGACCCAAUUCUUCCACUUCCAAGUAUUCGCCCAUGUCUUACCCUCAGAUGAAGCCGAAGUCACCUCAUAAUUCUGGUCUCAUUAACUUAGCAGAGAGAUCGCGGUAUGGAAUGACUGACAUGACCAAUUCUUCUACUGACCUGGAAACUAACAGCAUCCUAAAUGACUCUAGUUCUGAUGAAGAAUUAAAUGAAAUAGACAGUGAGAACGGUUUGAGUGUGAUGGAUCACCAGACAUCAGGCCUGUCGGCUGAGCAGCUGAUGAGCUCAGAUGGCAACAAAUUAUUGGAGACCAAGGGGAUUCCAUUUAGAAGGUUCAUGAAUAGAUUCCAGUGCCCCUUUUGUCCUUUCCUGACCAUGCACCGGCGUAGCAUCUCCCGUCACAUAGAAAACAUCCACUUGUCUGGGAAGACCGCUGUCUACAAAUGUGACGAGUGUCCGUUUACUUGCAAGAGUUCAUUAAAACUUGGGGCUCAUAAACAGUGUCACACGGGUACAACGUCAGAUUGGGAUGCUGUGAAUUCCCAGAGUGAAUGCAUUUCUUCCUCACUGAACGAAGGCGUGGUGUCUUUCGAGAGCUCGAGCAUCAAUGGUAGAAAGUCAGGGGUCCUGUUGGACCCUUUGCAGCAACAGCAGCCGCCACAGCCACCACCACCACUACCACCACCACCACCACCACCAUCACAGCCACUACAACAGUCACAACCACCACAGCUACAGCCACCACAUCAGAUGCCCCCUCAGCCACAGCCACCACCUACCCAGCAGCCGCAGCCCCCCACGCCAGCCCCGCCUCUGCACCCUUAUAAGUGCACUAUGUGUAGUUACUCCACCACCACUCUGAAAGGGCUAAGAGUCCAUCAGCAGCACAAGCAUUCAUUCUGUGACAACUUGCCAAAAUUCGAGGGGCAGCCCUCAAGCCUACCACUGGAAAACGAGACAGACAGCCUCCCCUCUUCCAGCAACACUGUGAAGAAAAGUCAGACCUCAAUUCUUGGGUUGUCCUCCAAGAACAAUUUUGUAGCUAAAGCCUCUAGGAAGCUCGCUAAUGACUUCCCGCUUGAUUUAUCCCCUGUGAAGAAGAGAACUAGAAUUGACGAGAUAGCAAGCAACCUGCAGAGCAAGAUCAACCAAACCAAACAGCAAGAAGAUGCGGUGAUCAACGUUGAGGAUGACGAGGAGGAAGAGGAAGACAAUGAAGUGGAGAUAGAGGUCGAGCUGGACAGGGAAGAAGAGCCCACAGAAGCCAUCCUGGAGGUCCCCACUGCUUUUUCAGCCCAACAGAUUUGGGCCAGAGAUACCACUGAGCCCCAGAAAGAGCCCAACUUCCGAACUAUCGCCCACGAUUACAAUGCCACCAAUGGGGCUGAGAUUGAGCUGACCCUUUCUGAAGAUGAAGAAGAUUACUAUGGCUCCUCAACAAACAUGAAAGACCAUCAAGUCUCCAAUACUGCUUUGCUAAGUACCCCAACUCCUAUCUAUGGAACUGAGCACAGUAAUGAAAAUACAGACUUUGGUGACUCUGGAAGACUGUACUAUUGUAAACACUGUGAUUUUAACAACAAAUCUGCCCGGAGUGUUAGCACCCACUACCAGCGAAUGCACCCAUACAUUAAAUUCAGCUUUAGGUACAUCUUGGACCCAAAUGAUCACAGUGCUGUGUACAGGUGCCUGGAAUGCUACAUCGAUUACACCAACUUUGAAGAUCUCCAGCAGCAUUAUGGGGAACACCACCCCGAAGCCAUGAAUGUACUCAACUUUGAUCAUUCGGAUCUGAUCUACCGGUGUCGGUUUUGUUCCUACACGAGCCCGAAUGUUAGAAGCCUGAUGCCGCAUUACCAAAGAAUGCAUCCCACAGUGAAGAUCAACAACGCCAUGAUAUUUUCUAGCUAUGUGGUGGAGCAGCAGGAAGGGCUGAACACAGAAUCUCAGACCUUGAGGGAGAUUCUGAAUUCGGCUCCCAAGAACAUGGCGACGUCCACUCCUGUGGCUCGUGGUGGUGGUGGUGGUUUGCCCUCUCCGUUUAGUAAAAACACACCUUCAAAGACUUUUACUCCAGAAUGUGAAAACCAGAAGGACCCUGCGGUCAACACCGUUGUCGUGUAUGAUUGUGAUGUGUGCUCAUUUGCCAGUCCCAACAUGCAUUCUGUCUUGGUUCAUUAUCAGAAGAAACACCCUGAAGAAAAGGCCUCCUACUUUAGGAUCCAGAAAACCAUGCGCAUGGUGUCUGUGGACAGGGGCUCUGCCCUUUCCCAAUUAUCAUUUGAGGUGGGUGCUCCAAUGUCUCCCAAAAUGUCCAACAUGGGUUCCCCACCCCCCCCACAGCCCCCGCCACCAGACCUCAGUAUUGAGCUUUACUACUGCAAACACUGUUCCUACAGCAAUCGGUCAGUUGUGGGAGUGCUUGUUCACUACCAGAAAAGACACCCAGAAAUAAAGGUCACUGCCAAAUAUAUCAGACAGGCUCCUCCCACAGCUGCAAUGAUGAGAGGGGUCGAAGGGCCCCAAGACUCCCUUCGGCCUCCUGUCUCCAUGCAGCCGCUGAACCGGAGCAGUGCGGAGAGAGAUGGCCCUCCUGUGGAGAAUGAGAUGUUCUUUUGCCAGCAUUGUGAUUACGGGAACCGGACGGUCAAAGGUGUCCUCAUUCAUUAUCAGAAGAAGCACCGAGACUUCAAGGCCAACGCAGAUGUGAUCCGCCAGCACACAGCCACCAUCCGAAGCCUCUGCGACCGGAACCAGAAGAACUCGGCCAGUUGUGUGCUGCUUUCCCCUUCUGGUAUAGAGCGAGAUAAGACGAAGCUCCGAGCACUCAAGUGUAGGCAGUGUUCUUAUACCUCCCCCUAUUUCUAUGCACUGAGGAAGCAUAUCAAGAAAGACCACCCUGCCCUGAAGGCCACGGUCACGUCCAUCAUGCGAUGGGCGUUUCUAGAUGGCUUGAUAGAAGCUGGCUACCACUGCGAGUGGUGCAUUUACUCUCACACGGAGCCCAAUGGGCUGCUCCUGCACUACCAAAGGAGGCAUCCAGAGCAUUAUGUAGAUUAUACUUAUAUGGCGACCAAACUCUGGGCUGGGCCAGACCCAUCGUCUCCCUCUCUCGCCAUGCCAGCUGAAGCCAAAAUGUACAGAUGUAGGGACUGUGUUUUUGAAGCUGUCUCUAUCUGGGACAUCACCAGUCAUUAUCAAGCCUUUCACCCCUGGGCCAUGAAUGGUGAUGAGUCCGUGCUGCUGGAUAUUAUCAAGGAGAAAGAUGUGGUUGAGAAACCCAUCCUUCCGUCCGAAGACUUGAUAGGUCCUGUGAAUUGUGAAAACAGUCUCCCCACCCCACUCCCCGAGCAGGAAGCUGAAUGCCCAGAGGAUGCAAGACUUUCCCCAGAGAAAACCUUGCAUCUGGCUUCAGCAAACCCUGCCAUCUCCUCUACCCCGUACCAGUGCACGGUGUGCCAGUCCGAGUAUAACAACCUGCACGGGCUCCUCACGCAUUAUGGGAAGAAGCACCCUGGCAUGAAAGUGAAGGCUGCCGACUUUGCCCAGGACAUCGACAUCAACCCCGGUGCGGUCUACAAAUGCAGGCAUUGUCCAUACAUCAACACCCGCAUCCACGGCGUGCUGACCCAUUAUCAGAAGCGACACCCGGCCAUCAAGGUGACCGCUGAGGACUUUGUGCACGACGUGGAGCAGUCGACUGACCUGUCCCAGAAUGACGUGGAAGAGACGAGCAGGAUUUUCAAACAGGGGUACGGCGCCUACCGGUGUAAGCUGUGCCCCUACACGCAUGGCACCUUGGAGAAACUCAAGAUCCAUUACGAGAAGUACCACAACCAGCCAGAAUUUGAUGUCUUUUCCCCAUCGCCCCCAAAGCUGCCAGUUUCCCUUGAGCCAGAGAUAACCACUGAAGUGAGCCCCUCCCAAAUCUCCAUCACCGAGGAGGAGGUGGGAGAAGAGUCCAUGUCCACUUCUCACUUCUCUACCUCGCACCUGGUCUCCCACACUGUGUUCCGGUGCCAGCUCUGCAAGUACUUCUGCUCCACCAGGAAGGGCAUCGCCAGGCAUUACCGGAUCAAGCACAACAAUGUCCGUGCCCAGCCAGAGGGCAAGAACAACCUCUUCAAGUGUGCCCUGUGUGCCUACACCAACCCUAUCCGUAAAGGGCUGGCUGCCCACUACCAGAAGCGCCACGACAUCGAUGCCUACUACACCCACUGCCUGGCAGCCUCCCGGACCAUCAGUGACAAGCCCAACAAGGUGAUCAUCCCAUCGCCACCCAAAGAUGACUCCCCACAGCUGAGCGAGGAACUCCGGCGGGCAGUGGAGAAGAAAAAGUGCUCCUUGUGCUCCUUCCAGUCGUUCAGCAAGAAGGGCAUCGUGUCCCAUUAUAUGAAGCGUCAUCCGGGAGUGUUCCCAAAGAAGCAGCAUGCCAGCAAGUUGGGAGGCUACUUCACAGCUGUGUAUGCGGACGAACACGAGAAGCCCCCGCUGAUGGAAGAGGAGGAGAGAGGCAGCUUUGAGAAAGCCGAGGUGGAGGGCGAAGCUCAGGAAAUCGAGUGGCUCCCGUUUCGCUGUAUCAAAUGCUUCAAGCUGUCCUUCAGCACGGCCGAGCUGCUGUGCAUGCAUUACACCGAUCACCACAGCCGGGACCUGAAGAGGGACUUCGUCAUUCUAAGCAAUGCCCCCUGCCUGCAGAAUGCUACCUACCAGUGUAAGCACUGUGAUAGCAAAUUGCAAAGCAUAGCAGAGCUGACCUCACAUUUGAACAUUCACAAUGAGGAAUUCCAGAAGCGUGCCAAACGCCAGGAGAGGAGGAAACAGCUUUUGAGCAAGCAGAAAUAUGCAGAUGGUGCUUUUGCAGAUUUCAAACAAGAGAGGCCUUUUGGUCAUUUAGAAGAGGUGCCAAAGAUCAAGGAGAGGAAAGUGGUGGGCUACAAGUGUAAAUUCUGUGUGGAAGUGCACCCAACGCUCCGAGCCAUCUGCAAUCACCUACGGAAGCACGUCCAGUAUGGCAGCGUCCCGGCCGUGAAGGAGGCUGAAGACCCUUCCCAUUUGUUCCUGGAUGGAUUGGAAGCAGCCAAAGAUGCCAGUGGCGCCCUGGGGCUGCGUUCUCAUGAGAGGAGCCAUCUGGCCCUGGCCAUGUUUACCCGAGAGGACAAGUACAGCUGCCAGUAUUGUUCCUUUGUUUCUGCUUUCAGGCACAAUUUGGAUCGCCAUAUGCAGACCCACCACGGACACCAUAAACCAUUCCGCUGCAAACUCUGCUCCUUCAAGUCCUCCUACAAUAGCCGGCUGAAAACGCACAUACUCAAAGCUCAUGCUGGUGAACAUGCCUACAAGUGUUCUUGGUGCUCAUUCUCUACCAUGACCAUCAGCCAGUUGAAGGAACAUUCCCUCAAAGUCCACGGAAAAUCCCUGACCCUCCCCCGGCCACGGAUUGUCAGUCUCCUCUCCUCACAUGCCCACCACUCCUCACAAAAGACUACCCCAGCUGAAGAAGUAGAAGACUCCAAUGACUCUUCCUACUCCGAACCCCCUGAUGUCCAGCAGCAGCUGAACCACUAUCAGUCAGCUGCUUUGGCGAGAAACAACAGCAGGGUUAGCCCUGUGUCUCUUUCUGGGGCUGCUGCUGGCUCCGAGCAGAAAAGCGAAGCUGUUCUUCACUGCGAAUUCUGUGAAUUCUCCUCUGGCUACAUCCAGAGCAUCAGGCGCCACUACCGGGAUAAGCAUGGCGGGAAGAAGCUUUUCAAGUGCAAAGACUGCACCUUUUACACAGGCUUUAAAUCUGCUUUUACUAUGCACGUGGAAGCUGGGCAUUCAGCCGUUCCUGAGGAGGGUCCCAAAGAUCUCCGCUGUCCUCUCUGCCUCUAUCACACCAAAUACAAGCGCAACAUGAUCGACCACAUCGUGCUGCACCGAGAAGAGCGAGUUGUCCCCAUUGAAGUAUGCCGGUCCAAACUGUCAAAAUACUUGCAGGGAGUAGUGUUCCGCUGUGAUAAGUGCACUUUCACCUGCUCCAGCGACGAGAGCCUGCAGCAGCACAUCGAGAAGCACAAUGAGCUGAAACCUUACAAAUGCCAGCUCUGCUACUAUGAGAGCAAGCACACCGAGGAGCUGGAUGGGCACCUUCGGGAUGAGCAUAAGGUAAGCCGUAACUUUGAGCUUGUUGGACGGGUUAACUUGGAUCAGCUGGAACAGAUGAAGGAAAAAAUGGAGAGUUCCAGCAGCGACGAUGAGGACAAGGACGACGAAAUGAGCAGCAAGGCUGAAGACAGAGAGCUGAUGGGAUUCUCAGACCAUGGAGUGCCUGUGAACAGCGAGAAGCGUUUUCCAUGUGAAUUCUGUGGACGGGCAUUUUCACAGGGCUCUGAGUGGGAGAGACAUGUGCUGAGACAUGGCAUGGCAUUGAAUGACACCAAGCAAAUAAGCAGAGAAGAGGUGCACCCAAAAGAAAUGAUGGAGGACAUGCUGAAGAUACCUAUCUCCAUGGAGGAGAAGGAAGACGAUGAGCCAAUUGGGAUAGACUUUUCCCUAAAGAGUGAAACGGUAGCCAUCUGUGUCGUAACUGCCGACAAAUCUCUCCUGGAGGAUGCAGAGGCCAAAAACGAAUAAGAGUUUUGUUGAAAUUCUUCAUCAAACCUGACUUAACCCAUGAUGAGAAAGUGGGAGGGCUGGCAUGGGCUGAGAAGGGAGGGACAGAAAAAAAUAAAGAAAUAAAGAAAGAGAGAAGACAGAACAAAGCUGCUUUUUAGGGACUGAACAAUCUAUUUUCAAAGCACUGGUACCUGUGUGAGUGAGUAUGUAAAUUAAAGUUAUUUAAAUGGUUGGAAUAUGUGGCUCCUUUUCCAUCACUCCAUCUUUUUCUUCUGGAUCUUCACCAUGGAAGUUUCCUCCGCUGCGGAUGUGGGAAUACCUUCUGUGGGCACGGUGCGUUCCAUGGUCCCCUUGGACAGUCUACGGAAAUACACGCUCCGGGACAGUGGAAGACGUCUCCAAGGGGAACAACUUUUUGACGCACAACUUUCUGUGCGUUUUUCUAGUUUUAAUACCUUAAGCUUUUUCAAGACCUAACUGCAGCCGCUUUGGGGAAAAUAAUAAUAAUAAUAAUAACAAGACAAAAAAAUAAAAACCAGAAAACAAAAAAAGAACUGCUUUGCAUAAAACAGUCACCUGUUUCCUAGUACCUCAAACUUAACCAAGGGAAUUCUCUGCAUUUCUCAGUACUACCUGUCGUCCUGUGGCUAAAUGUAGAGAGAACUGCUGGGCAAGAUGGUGAAUGGAGGGGGAAAUAAAAAGAGUUUUAAAGAAAGGAACACAAAUUGUGCUUAAAAUCCCCGUGUGGGUUUUAUUUCUUAAAAUACUGUGAUUUUUUUAAUUAUUUUAGUAAAAAACAGAACAAAACAAAAAAACAGAAACAGACUUUAAUUAUUAGAUCACUGUUUGUGAAUGGUCAUCCUUACUCCAGGUAAGCUGUUUAUUCGUGUUCAACUAUAAUUUAGAUUUCAGUAGCUUCAUGUGAACUAAUUUUAAGGUGAUGGUGGCAUUUUGUUUGCCACCUGUUUAUUUUCUAUCCAGUUGAGUGUUACAAACACAGCACAAUUAAGUUUUUUUUUCAUUACUUGUUUGUGUGUGUAUGUGUAUGUGUGUGUUGUUUGUUACUAUUUUAAUUCCAGGGCAAGGGAGAUUUAGUUUCUUUGUGAAUAGGAAUGUUUUUAUUUUAAACAUGGAAAUAACAACAUAAAAAAGUUAACCUCUUUUGUUUUUCUUUUUAAUUUAAUGAUAGAACCAAACUUUCAGCACAGCUAUACCAUCUAUAGGCCAGGCAAAGAGGUCCUCUUUUGUUGUUUAUCAAAUUAACACCUUAUUUGUCUCACAUCCAUAAUUUCUUAGGAUGGCUGACUUUUGUUUGUAUUGUAUUUUGUAGGGGUUACUCAUUUGUUUGGGGGACCGAGGGGGACAUGCUAGAGUCUCUUCCCUUUGGCGAGAGUGGACAAGAAAUGAUAAACUACAAGGAGCCUGGAGAACUACUUUUUUGAUUUGUUGUUUUUGUUUUUAAAUUUAGUUGUCAGCUGCUCUGUUUCCUUGUAUUCACUUUUUCUGGAGGAAGCAGCUUAAACUAAAGCUAAGCCUACAUUUAUAAUAUGUUCUGAUUGUGAACAAAAGAGUUUCGUUCCAAAAAGUAGGAAAGAACUUUUCUUAAACCCUAGGUUUUAGAAGCUGGUGUGUGAGCUUGUGUGUGUUUGUGUGUGUGUGUGUGCGCGCGCGCGUUUGUAUGCAUGCACAUGUGUGUGCCAAUGUGUUCACACACGUGCAUGUAUGAGUCUUGGUUUUCAUGAUUUUGGUGGUGUUUUUUUUUUUUUAACUUGGAAUGGGAGGGGGAGGGAAGGGAAGGAAGGGCAGGGGAUGACCAUGUCCCACACAGCUUCAAAAAAAUCCAUGGAAGAUGUUGCAUUUGUGGAAUGAUUGCUUACUUGAAAAGCAUGUUCUUUAUUUUCUUGCUGUUAAGAAUUUUUAUUUGUAGAUUUAAUUUAAUUUUUUUCCCUUAGGGAUGAGGGGCCAUCAUAUGGAAAUCAGAAAAAGGGAAGUGUGAACUCUAGACAAAGAUUCAUGAUUCAUUUUUGUGUCCGUAUUUGUUUUUAAUUGGCCUCAUUUCAAAUGUGCUAAACAGUUUCAUACCUGGAUUGGGUGUUUGUAAUGGCUACCAAAAAAAAAAAAA